Xyrauchen texanus (razorback sucker) is the source of this 645-nucleotide messenger RNA. RefSeq lists its product as uncharacterized. The transcript is spliced from 2 exons. NCBI's taxonomy places the organism in Eukaryota, Metazoa, Chordata, Actinopteri, Cypriniformes, Catostomidae. The coding region runs from base 1 to 645 and encodes 214 amino acids. The record is from RefSeq and is a predicted model, not a curated record.
AUGGCUGAUGUUGAUCGAGCAUUCGUGGAGAGAGUCACCGCUCUGUAUUUGCUCUGGAGAGCAGAACAGCGGCGUAUGGGUCGUCGUCGCCGUACUUGGGUCCACCAGACCCUCCGGAGGCGUUCCCAGUUCGGCGAAUUUCAUCAUUUGCUCCAGGAGCUGCGCCUGGAUGACGGCCGCUUUCAGCGGUACUUCCGCUUGUCCCGCGCCCAGUUUGAUGACCUGUUGUCCCGCAUCGGAGCGAGGAUCACCCUUCAGGACACCAACUACAGGCGCUCUAUCCCAGCUGCGGAGCGCCUGUCCAUCUGUCUUCGGUUUCUUGCCACAGGGGACUCAUUCAGGACCAUAGCGUCCAGCUUCAGGGUUGGUGUCUCAACAGUGAGCCAGAUCGUCCACCAGGUUGUGACUGCAAUCUGGGACUGUCUUGUGGAGGAGUACAUGGCUGUGCCCACCACUGAUGACUGGAAGUCCAUCGCAGAAGGAUUCCAGGAGUGGUGGAACUACCCUCUAUGCUGUGGAGCGGUGGAUGGGAAGCACGUGGUAAUGAAGGCACCCCCAACUCAGGAUCCCAGUUCCACAACUACAAGGGAACAUUCUCCAUCGUUCUCCUUGCAGUUGUGGAUGCGAGGUAUCGCUUCCGGUUGA